AUGAAAGUAUGGGAGAAGGUAAUAGAGAGAAGAUUGCGAGAAGAGAGUGAAAUUACCCAAAAUCAGUUUGGGUUUAUGUCAGGUCGAGGGACAAUGGACGCUAUUUUUGCACUCUGCCAAUUGUGCGAGAAGUACAGACGUGCUCACAAGAACCUGCACAUGGUGUUCAUUGAUCUCGAUAAAUCCUAUGAUAGGGUGCUUCGUGAAGUGUUAUGGUGGGCAUUGAAAGAGAAAGGUUUGCCUGAGAAGUAUGUGGAGUUAGUCAAGCUAUGUACAGGGGAUCCUGUACCUACGUCCGAUCGUCUGCCGGCAACACCGACCAGUUCAGUGUGGCUGUAG
Molecule: messenger RNA, 339 nt
Organism: Vanessa tameamea
Lineage: Eukaryota; Metazoa; Arthropoda; Insecta; Lepidoptera; Nymphalidae
Exons: 1
Coding region: 1-339 (112 amino acids)
Source: RefSeq, a predicted model, not a curated record